AGGGAAUCUGUUUCCGCAAGACACGCAGAUAGGGUUAUUUAGAAUUGGUAGGUUAUCAUCAGGGUUCAGUUUCAACACUGCGUGCUUAGGUCUCACGGUUCAGUUUCAACGCACACUGCUUAGGUCUCACGUACAUCCAACGGCGGCAAUCUAAUAAUGUCGGUGGAAUUCCUCCCUGAAGAACUCAUCGCACAAGUUUUAUCGUACCUUCCUGUCAAAUCUUUGAUGCAACUUAGAUGCGUCUGCAAAGCAUGGAACUCCCUCCUCUCUCAUCCCAAAUUCAUUAAACUACACUUUCGACAAUCCAAACAAAACAUCCAAAUCAUCUGCGAAUCUUUUGAUUUUUCUUUCUUACCCUUCCCACUCAAUACUUUACUAAACAAUCCUUCCACAAUCAAAUCCACCAAAAAUUGCUUCCCAUUCCCAUCCCCCGCCGACUACUUCUACCAAUUCAUUGGUUCCUGCAAUGGAUUGUUCUGUUUCCUUCUUAAAAUGAAUAACUUAGGAAAGUGUAUUCAAAAUACCUGGUUUCAGUUAUGGAAUCCAGCCACCAACACAUUAUCUAACAAAUUUGGUCAUCAAUCCUAUCCUUUGGUAAAUCAACAUCCCAUUCUCAGGUGUUCUGCCUUUUCAUUCGGUUAUCAUAAUUCAACUGAUACUUAUAAGUGUGUGUAUUUUCGUCCCAACAAGUUGGAAAUAUUUACUUUUGGUGGUAGUCUUUGGAAAAUUAUUCAACUUCCUCAUAUUGUUCCUUUAGAGCAUUCGGGUCGUGUUCCCUCUACUCGCAGUGAUCUCAGUGAAGCUCUGUAUUUGAAUGACACUAUUAAUUUGUUGGCCCGAGAUAUUGCUAAACAAAUUCUGAUUAUCUCGUUGAAUCUCGGUACAGACACAUAUUGCAGGUUGCUUCCCCCUCAAGAUUUUGUUGAAGUUUCAAUUCAUUUGCCAACUAUUCAUGUCUUGGAAGACUCUCUCUGUUUUAGUCACCACACCCAAAAUACCCAUUUUAUUAUAUGGAAGAUGACUCAAUUUGGAAUUGAAAACUCUUGGACUCAAUUUCUUAAAAUAAACUAUCUGGAUCUGGAUAUUCAUAUAGACUAUAAAUAUUUUCUCGCCCCAUUGUGUCUUUUUGAGAAUGGCAUCGCACUAGUACAAGCAUCAAACAACCAUAGAUUGCAAGUGAUUCUCUAUCAUUGGGGUGAAAAAAGAAUAGAAAAAACUAGAAUGCAGGAGUUAACUAUGUGGAUGUUUAACCAAAAUCAUGUCGAGAGCUUGGCUCCCACGGAUUCAAUUAAAUAGGGUAGACGGUGUAUGCACUGAUCAUGCAAUUCAUCUGACAAGACAAUGCAAUGCAAAGAAUCCAUGCAUAGAUAAUAUAAUACAACGCAUGUGCCUGCAAGGAAUCUCUGCACACAAGGAAUCUCUGCCCUAACACUAUAAGCAUGUGCCUGCACACAAGGAAUCUCUGCCCUAAUAAUCCAACGCAUUCGCUCAUUCCAAUGGAGCAUAAAGAAGGCAUUCACUCUACCCUUAGGCGCCUCUUCCUUGCAUGCAUAAAAAGACAUACAUGCGACACUAGUCUUGGCGCAUGUGACCAUGCAUGUCAUAAAGCAAGGCAUGCUCCCUAGCCUUAGGCGUCUACACCUAUCUCACAUGCAUGCACCCUAUCCAAUGCUUCACAUGCUACGUACCUAUUCAACCUCUACACAUAUCCCCAAUAAACAAGAAGCCAUUCAUAU
Molecule: messenger RNA, 1736 nt
Organism: Lathyrus oleraceus (garden pea)
Lineage: Eukaryota; Viridiplantae; Streptophyta; Magnoliopsida; Fabales; Fabaceae
Product: F-box/kelch-repeat protein At3g23880
Exons: 2
Coding region: 157-1296 (379 amino acids)
Molecular function (GO): protein binding
Source: RefSeq, a predicted model, not a curated record